Molecule: messenger RNA, 2819 nt
Organism: Apis cerana (Asiatic honeybee)
Lineage: Eukaryota; Metazoa; Arthropoda; Insecta; Hymenoptera; Apidae
Product: ras-like protein family member 10B
Molecular function (GO): GTPase activity; GTP binding
Source: RefSeq, a predicted model, not a curated record
AUGCCAGUCGGGCUGCGAGCUUCGACCGCGAAGCUCGCCCCCUUCGCAGGUGCGACAGUCUGUGUUCAUGCCUCGACCCGUGGUAAUCGCGCGUUCACCUCGAUGGACCGCGGGAGAAGAGAGAACGACCUGCACUCUAAGCCGACUUUAUAUGGCAACAAACGCCUCCUUGAACUCGAUCUGGAUUACUUGGAAAGGAGAGGAGGCGAGACAAUAACUUGUGAAAACGCCGAAAGCGGAUCGAAAGAGGAGGAAAGCCCCGCAGACACUCUGGAUCGUGUCAAAGUUGUGUUUCUCGGUGCACCCAGGGUGGGAAAGUCCAGCAUAAUUAGGCAAUUCGUGUGGAGCGAAUUCAGCGAGGAAUACAAGCCAACUGAACGUAGAGAGACUUUCUAUCCGAGUGUGGUACUUGCCGAUCGAUUGUAUGAACUAAAAAUCACGGAUCUACCAAUGAUCCCGUAUUUUCCGAUCAGCUCGCACCUCGAAUGGACGGACUUUCGUUAUUACGGAUUACGAAGUGCGAACGCUUACGUUCUCGUAUUCGAUCUCAGCAACCAGGACACGUUUCAGCACAUUAGAAUGUUACGAGAUCAAAUCUACGAAGCACGAGACAUGAGGGGCGUACCGUUAUUGGUAGUUGGGAACAAACAAGACGAAUUGUCGCCUGCGGCUGCUUCCGGAACUCGCUACAGGGACAUCGUUAAUCUCGUUCGAAAGCACUGGCGAUGUGGCUACGUGGAAUGUAGCGCCAGAUUUAACUGCCGUGUUGUGCAGGUAUUUCGUGAAUUAAUGAAGAGCAUUCAAGCUGUGGAAGGACGACCACCUUCCCCCACGCCUGCACCUUCGCAACCCUUACGAUCUCACUCGCAUGACACCAGCGAAAAAUGUAUUCUUCUCUGACAUUGAAGCCAGAAAAUCAACGUGCUCGAUUUUUGCGACCACAUUAUCAAAAGAAGUUGCUUCUAUCCAUACCACGAUACAGGGUCGUAGAUUUUUUGAGCCAGAAAUGGAAAAUCAAUUUCAUCAUAAACAAUUAUUUCCAAUGUCAUCUAAUGGAAUUGUAAUAUGAAAUAAGAAUACAUGAAUUUCUUCGGUUCAUCAAUCGAUAAUGUAGUAACUGAUAAUGAAUGCAAUAUUGUAAGUAGUCGAAACAUUGAGAUCGAAAACAUGAACAGUUUUUUAUGAAAAGAUUCUAAACAAGUUUUUAUCAUUUGUAUAAAUUUAAUAACUAUAUAAUAAGUACAAAUUGAAAGAAGCAAUCAAAAGUUAUUUUAAAAUAAAAUGAUUUUAUUAUUUUUAAAUUAAUUUUAACUUUGUAUUCUUCGUUGUAAUUGAUUGGUUAUUUUUUGCAAAAGAUCUGUCAAAAUUCAUAAAUCAUCAUAUUUUAUCAGUAUUAUAAAAAUAAGAAUCUAGUUAUCAAGAGAAAAUAUUGAAUAUACAUAUUUCGCAAAUCGAAGAAGCUUCAGAUCUCGUCUGUGAAUAUUAUCACCAAAACUGCUCAUUGUGUAAUUUUAACACUGAAAAAUAAUGCAAUCAUGUUAUACAACUGCUCUUUUGAGAAUGAUGAAAAUAUUGCAAAUACGUAUAUAUGUACGUGAUCGACUGCCGAAUCUCUCUAUGUGUAAUUUAAUUUCGACAAUUUAUUUUAUAAUUCGCUUUGUAAAUAUAUCGUGCAAUUUUUAUAUUUUGUAAAAAAUCAGCCAUAUUUUAUAUUACAAAAAUUAAUAUAUAAAUGGAUUUAUCUCUUUUUUCAAAAUCUUUAAUUUCUCUAAGAUAUAUCUCAAUUUUCAUUAGUUAAAUAUAAAUUUUUAAAAAAUAUUUAAAAAUUAUGAAGUAAUUAAAUUUUUUAUUCAAAUAUAUAUAAGAGAUAAAUUUAUUUAUCAAUUAAAAUCAAUCAUUUUACAUAAAUCUCGAAAAAUUAUAUUUUUGAGAAAAAUUUAAAAAAUCUGUGUACAAAUGUGACAAAUUUCAUUCUAUUUUUAACAUUGCUUUAUCUGUGAUAUUGUUUUAUUAUAUUUUGUUGCUGUAUUAUUGUUGCUGUAUCUUUAAAUAUAUAAAAUGAUUUUUUUAUUUUACUUUUCAAUAAUGUAUUCGGCCUAAUAAUAAUAAUAUUAAUAUUAAUAAUAAAAAAAUGAUAAUAGCAAACAAAUAAAUGUAAUAAUAGUAUGUUAUUGAGAGUUACCUCAGAUCAAGCAAUAGUGUAUACAAUAUAUAUAAUAUAUAUUUUACUAUACUGUUAAGGAAUUAAUCACUAGCCAGUAAGCGUAGCUGUUGAUAUUGUGAAAUACUGUACACCUAUACAUAUGCAGAUCUCUAAAAAAAUGUAUGUUAACCGUUGUUGUCGUUUAUACGCAUUUUAACGCAAAAUAUUAUUGGCUCAAUAAAUUAAACGAUUAAUAAGCGAAACAGUUCUGAAUAAUAAAGUUUAAAGAUCGUUGAACGAUCAUUAAAAUGUUUUUUAUGUUAAUUAUUAAAAUUAAGAAUAUUGUGCCAACAAUCGAUUAUUGUUAUUUUAUUUUCACAUCAAUUUAUUAUUCAGUACACGUGUAGACCACGCAGAAUAAAUAUACUAAGUGUUAAAUAUAUUGAAUAGAACAACAUAUAAACUGUACAUUAUAUUACAUACAAACAUGUGUUCGUUGGAAAAAAAAUCUUUGUAUCGAAAUAGCAAAUCUAGACAAGAUACAAAAAUUUCGACGUGAAUUUGUACAGUCAUCGAAAAUAUGCCAAAUAAGCGUCAUUUUACAUACAAAAUACCACAUAAUAUUUUGUAUGCAGAAGUAACGCAAUAAAAAAAAAACAACCGAAAAUUAAAUCAA